Molecule: messenger RNA, 1572 nt
Organism: Aspergillus pseudoviridinutans
Lineage: Eukaryota; Fungi; Ascomycota; Eurotiomycetes; Eurotiales; Aspergillaceae
Product: putative HLH transcription factor (Hpa3)
Exons: 3
Coding region: 1-1572 (523 amino acids)
Biological process (GO): positive regulation of transcription by RNA polymerase II
Cellular component (GO): RNA polymerase II transcription regulator complex
Molecular function (GO): protein dimerization activity; DNA-binding transcription factor activity
Source: RefSeq, a predicted model, not a curated record
AUGGAAACCACUUUAACCCAUCGGCCGUGGGAACCUACCACAACAGGGCCGCAGAAUGCUCCGGUCUCUUCUGCGCAAACAUUACCCUCGAUUUCAACUCUCACCGCAAGUAUGAGCAGCAACAUACCUCUCCCCGCAGAGAAGUCCCCAGGGAAUGCAUCCUUGAACACGAUAGAACGCGACUCGGGAAACUGGUCAAUGCCUCAAAGCACAAGAUCAUCCACCUACUCCACGGCGACGAACGGAACCGGCAAUUAUCCCUCUCUAUCCUUCCUCACUUCCUCUCAACCGUCCCCGAAUCGUGGUUCUGUUUCCGAGCGAUCUCCCUACCCGAAUGACCACUCGAACACGAAUACGCCUUCCUCUGCCGGCGCUCAUCCGUCUCCCAACUUUGGUUCCCAAACAAAUCCAGCCCUUCCCUCCCUCAACCAGAAUUUCGAUGCUCCUUCUCAACGCGGCAGCAUUGCGGAGCCAGCCGAAUCGCGACGCAGUAGUGUUGAUAGUAGGAUGAAUCAGGGAAUCAGCUCCCUGGCCAUCAAUCCCGCCUCACCUUACCACAGCACAAAUGCCUCCCAGACAUCAAUUGUAUCGGGAUUGCAAAGGGAACGUGGGAUUUCCAUGGACGUGAAUAUGAACAGUUCAUACCGAGGACCACGCUACUCAGGGAGCCAGCCCCUCUCUCCACUCGGACCGCGAGCCGGAGAGCACCGUAGCUUUGCGGCUGGCCGCACUGCUCCCGCGAUUUCAUCAAAUCCUCGCUCGGAAAUUUAUGCUGCAGAGACGCCUACCGCCGGUCUUGCCUAUGCCUUUCCCGACCCAGAUGUUGCGCGAUCCAAUUCGAUGUCUUCCACAAACGAUAAGUCUCAGCAUCCAUUCUCAAGGAAGGGAAGCACGGCCGAAUCGUUGGCUAGUAGUAUCUACUCGGACGCGCGAUUGCCUCGUGGCCAACAUGAACUCCCUCAGAAUGUCCACCACCAUACUCUGCAGCACAAACAAGUACGCGAUCUCAUCGGAGACCCAGAGCCGCCCACCAGCAGUACUCCAUACAGCCGCACGCCGGAGCUGCGAGUAACUCACAAGUUAGCCGAGCGUAAACGUCGCAGUGAGAUGAAAGACUGCUUCGAGGCAUUGCGCAUGCGGUUACCUCAGAGCCAAAACAACAAAUCCAGCAAAUGGGAGACCCUGACUAGAGGUACKGGUUUUGUCAUCGCUUCGUCGAAUCACCUUUAUACUGACUUGCGUCUAGCGAUCGAGUACAUUGGACAGCUGGAGAAGAUGUUGAGUAACGCCCGUCGUGAAAACGACGUCUUGAGGAGCGAGGUUGAAGAGAUGCGAGCCCAGCUGAGUCAACAACAAGCACACCAACAGUCGCGGCCGCCGUCAAUAUUCGAGCACCACCCAAUGAACGGACAACAAGCCAACGGACAGUCGCAUGGCCCUGGUCCGGCCUUCUCUAAUUAUGCCCCUAACUCUUCUGCAAUGAUGCAAGAUCAACCACGCACAUUGCCUCCAUUGAUGAAUGGCUCCGUUGCUCCGAUGCAGGGAGUGCAAUAUACCGACGACCGUCGGUAG